AUGUUGUUUGCAGCAAUACGUGGACCAACCCUCACGCAGCGCGCAUGCUCAGCCUGCUUCUCCUCUACCACUCGUUCAUACGCCUUCAUCGCCCCCACUAGUUCUUUCCGCAGAGGCACUCGCAGUCCGCUCGCGCAGCAGUUGAUCGUGACACGAGCACGCUUGAUUGAUCCCCCAGAGUCAGCCAUCCUGAUCCAACCCUCGUUGUCCUCUUCAUCCAUCACCCACCCCUUAGGAGAGAUCCCUGUCUUUGAUACAAUUGCCGCGUUUCGCGAAUGGCGCAAGGAGAUCACCCGUCAAAACAAGACCGUCGGCUUUGUCCCGACUAUGGGUGCCUUGCACGACGGACAUUUGGGAUUGGUACAGACCGCCAGGCAAGAAUGCGACGCCGUCGUUGUCUCCAUCUUCGUCAACCCCGCCCAAUUCGCGCCCCACGAGGACCUGGACCAAUACCCCCGCACUUUCGACACGGACUAUGCCUCCCUGGUCGCCACCAAGGCCUGCUCCGCGAUCUUGCUUCCGAAGGUUAGUGAGAUGUACCCCGCCGGGAUCACGCUGGACCGCACGCAGCAGCGUGGUGCCUUUGUCGAGGUCGUCGGUCUCUCCCACCAGAUGGAGGGUAUCCCGCGACCACACUUCUUCCGCGGCGUCGCCACCAUCGUCACGAAGCUCUUCAACAUCGUCCAGCCCGACCGCGCCUACUUUGGCCAGAAGGAUGCCCAGCAGUGCGCCGUCCUCCGUGCCAUGAUCCGUGACCUAUUGCUCCCGAUCAAGAUGCGUGCUGUCCCCACGAGUCGCGAGACCGAUGGUUUGGCCAUGUCCUCGCGUAACCGUUAUCUGACCCCGGAAAUGAGGAGCGUGGCCACGCUGCUCUACAGAGCAAUUUCUGCCGCCAAGGAGAACAUUGUCGAGCACGGUGCCUAUGAGCGUGAGGAAAUUCUCAAACCGGCCUUCGCGAUAAUUGAACAGGUCGCUAAGGAUGUCAAGGCGAAGGGUCUGCCUUUUGAAGUAAGGCUAGAUUAUUUGUCACUGGUUGAUGUCGAGACCUUGAGCGAGCUCCAGCAGCUGGGCAAGACGCAGGCGGCUGUUCUCUCGGGCGCUGUUUAUGUUGGUACCACGCGUCUCAUCGACAACGUACUGAUUAACACUGAGGAGCUUUAG
Messenger RNA from Gamsiella multidivaricata, 1161 nucleotides. Its product is annotated as Pantoate-beta-alanine ligase-domain-containing protein. The record is from RefSeq and is a predicted model, not a curated record. Lineage: Eukaryota; Fungi; Mortierellomycota; Mortierellomycetes; Mortierellales; Mortierellaceae. Gene Ontology annotation, molecular function: pantoate-beta-alanine ligase activity. The transcript has 3 exons. The coding region runs from base 1 to 1161 and encodes 386 amino acids. Gene Ontology annotation, biological process: pantothenate biosynthetic process.